This is a messenger RNA of Closterium sp. Naga37s-1, 1587 nucleotides long. NCBI's taxonomy places the organism in Eukaryota, Viridiplantae, Streptophyta, Zygnematophyceae, Desmidiales, Closteriaceae. The record is from the annotation of a GenBank genome assembly.
AUGGCGACUACCUCGAUGGCGACAGCCUUCGCCUCGCCUUUCGCCGCAACCCCCUCGUCCGCAUCCCUUCGCCGGUCCACGCAGCAGAGGUUCCGUUCCAGUUUUAGCUCGUCUCGCCUCGCACCCAUCCUGCAACGACACGUGGACCUGCGCCACGUAGACCACGCCGGCGCGGCCCACGUCAGCAGACCGUCCGGCGGCGGCGCUCUCGUGUGCACGGCCAUGUCGAAGCGCCACCACCACCACCAUAAGACGCAGCAGGAGCGGGCGGAAGAGGAGGGGGAGGAAGAGAGGAAACAGUCAGACGAAGCGGGAGCGUCUGGUGGGGUGGUGGAGACGACAAGAGGGGGGACAGCUGUGGCGCAAAAGACGAGGCUCGUCAAUCUCACGGUGCACGGAGUGACGGAUGAGUCGGACCUCCCCUGGUUGGAAGAUCAGUUGUUACAGCUGCCAGGGGUCACGUCCGUCCAAACCCUGCCGCCCACCCUGCGCACGGGCGGGCUGAGGGGCGGGAAGGUGGGGGUGGUGGUGGAGGCGGAGAGGGGGGUGGCAGUGAGAGAUUUGGUUGCGGCAGUGCAUGGGGUGGAAGAACGGCUGUUGGCUCUCCCGUUUAGAUCACACUCGUGGAUGUGGAGGGGUCAUCGCAUUCACUAUGCUGUGGCAGGGUGUGGCAAACCCGUCAUCCUUGUGCAUGGCUUUGGAGGCAGUGCAGGGCACUUCCGCAACCUUAUAGCGCAUCUCGCAGACCACCAUAAGGUGUAUGCUGUGGACCUCUUGGGAUUCGGGGACUCUGACAAGCCGGGUGGCAUCGAGUAUGGACCCGAGCUGUGGGCUGACAUCAUCAACGACUUCAUGCUCGAGUUCACAGAUGAACCCGCCGUGCUCAUUGGCAACUCCAUUGGCUCCCUCACCUCCCUCACUGCUGCUGCCUCCUCUGCUGCGCCUCUCUCGCUCUCAGACGGGGAGGGGCAGAGCGAAGGCGAGGGGGAGGGGAGCAUUGUGCGGAGGGCAGAGAAGGGGAAGAUCAGGGGUCUGGUGCUGCUGAACGUGGCGGGAGCAAUGAACAGGAAGGGGCUGAUGCGGGACGAUGCGGUGCUGACAGCGCUGUCGCCCAUGUUUGUGGCCAUUGAGUAUCUGCUGCAGAAACCCAAAAUUGCCUCAUUUCUCUUUGAGCGGUUUCGCAACAAGGCCAAUGUGCGCAAGAUACUCAGUGAGCAGGUGUACCGAGAUGGCUCACAAGUCUGCGAUCGGCUGGUGGACAUUCUGUACGAGCCAUCCACCCAUGACGGUGCUCUAGACGUCUUUGUCAAGGUCUUCACCGGCGAUCCAGGUCGCCAUCCAGAGGAGCUGGUGGAGAUGGUGGAUGUGCCCAUGCUCGUGCUGUGGGGGGACAAGGACCCCUGGACGCCCAUCGAUGGCAAGGUGGCUCUGCUGUUUAAGCGAUUAGAGGAGCAAAGGGGAAAUGACAAGGUGGCAGUGGUACCGCUCCCAGAUGUUGGUCAUUGCCCGCAUGAUGACAGGCCUGAGAUUGCUGCCUCCCAUAUUUUGCCAUGGCUUGAGAAACUGGACGGUGAUAGUUCAGAGUAG